Molecule: messenger RNA, 1942 nt
Organism: Ceratitis capitata (Mediterranean fruit fly)
Lineage: Eukaryota; Metazoa; Arthropoda; Insecta; Diptera; Tephritidae
Product: cyclin-dependent kinase-like 1
Exons: 8
Coding region: 311-1657 (448 amino acids)
Biological process (GO): protein phosphorylation
Cellular component (GO): nucleus
Molecular function (GO): ATP binding; cyclin-dependent protein serine/threonine kinase activity
Source: RefSeq, a predicted model, not a curated record
UUGAUCGGUCGUGUAUUUGGUUGCAUUGUCGGUCGGUCGGUCGGUCGGGCGGUCGAUAAAUUUGAAAAAUUAAUUUUCUAUUUAUAAUUGCAUACGAGUAUGAAUAAAUGCGUUAAAACGUUCAUGUGAAGCUCUGACGUCACACAAUUUCUUCACGAAAACUCGUUUCUGUGCUAAGACAAGUGAAUUUACUAUUUUUAGUGCAAACUACGUAGGCAAAGUAGCUUAAUAAUAUACUUUGUACAUAAUUUUGGUACAAAAAAAAAAACAGCAUAAACAAAGCAAAAACACCGAAACACAGGCAUACACCAUGUUUGAGCUGUCGAAAUUAUUUUCGCUGCGACGGCCUCAGGGUAGCAGCAAAAUGGACCGAUAUGAGAAAUUAAGUAGGCUUGGCGAAGGCUCUUAUGGUGUUGUGUAUAAAUGUCGAGAUCGUGAAACGGGCGCCUUAGUGGCAGUUAAACGCUUUGUGGAGUCGGAAGACGAUCCGGCUAUAAGGAAAAUUGCUUUACGUGAAAUUCGACUGCUAAAAAAUCUGAAACAUCCAAAUCUGGUCUCACUACUAGAGGUAUUCCGGCGUAAACGUCGCUUGCAUUUGGUAUUUGAGUUUUGUGAGUUGACAGUGUUGCACGAAUUGGAGCGACAUCCGCAAGGCUGUCCGGAGCAUUUAACCAAACAGAUUGUCUACCAGACACUGCAAGGGGUGGCGUAUUGCCACAAGCAGGGCUGUCUGCAUCGUGACAUCAAACCGGAGAAUAUACUGUUGACAGCGCAGGGGCAAGUGAAGUUGUGCGAUUUCGGUUUUGCGCGCAUGUUAAGUCCUGGCGAGAAUUACACAGACUAUGUCGCCACCCGCUGGUAUCGUGCGCCUGAGCUACUCGUUGGCGAUACACAGUACGGCACCGCAGUGGAUGUGUGGGCGAUUGGUUGUCUCUUUGCCGAGUUGGUGCGCGGUGAGGCGUUGUGGCCUGGUCGUAGCGAUGUGGAUCAGUUGUAUUUGAUACGCAAAACUUUAGGUGACCUGCUACCGCGCCACAUACAGAUUUUCUCACAAAACGAAUAUUUCAAGGGCAUCACAUUACCGGUGCCACCAACGCUCGAGCCACUCGAAGACAAAAUGCCAGCCAAAUCACUACAAAAUCCGCUCACCAUUGACUUUCUCAAGAAAUGUUUGGACAAGGAUCCGGCCAAGCGUUGGUCCUGCGAAAAGCUCAUCAAACACUCAUACUUCGAUGAUUACGUUGCCAAGCAGCGUGAACUGGAGCAUGUUAAUAGCUUGGAGGCAGUCACACUACAACGUCAACAACAAUUGCUGCAACAGCAACAACAACAACAACUACAACUGCAACAACAACAUCAACAGUUGCAACAACAUUUGAUAUUGCAGCCGCAUAGUCAACAAUUGCAGCCGCAAUCACAACAACAUACACCGCUGCAGGCGCAACAACAACAACACCAGCAGCAGCAACAGCAACAAACACCAUUGCUGUUGGCAGCACAAGCGGCGCGUGACAAAUCUAAGACUUCAAAUACUUCACUUCCAUUGCUAACCAACACACAGCUGUCGCAUCAUCAUCAGGACUAUGUGAAACUGCAGCCGAUUAAUAAGAAUGCAACACUACUCCACCGCACCGAGCAUCACUUGCCAACGAUAUAGUGUCUCGCACGUACUAGUAUGCGGCAAGCAAAAAGGCGUCAACUAACUAGACGGGCCCGUGCGGCUACAAGUUGGCUAAUGUGGCAAAGCUGGCAAAACUGGCUUGGCAAAUGCGAAACAAUGCGACUAUCGGCUGGUUGGCUAUCAUUGACACAUUGCUCAGGCAACUUGUAUAUGUGUGUGUGUUUGCGAUAUUGUUGCAUCAACGCUUAAUUGGGGCGCCUUUCAGUGUUUGAGUGAUUUUGUGAAUUUCAAUUUUUCUUUAUUUUAAUUUAAAUAGUUGCA